AUGGCCGUCUGGGAAGCGUCUACUUCCAGUAUAUACUGGAGCUCAGGAUCGGGUAGUUUGAGAGUGGGAGCAGUUGUGAAACAAGUUUUCAAUAUUUCGAAAGCUUUCUGUGCUUCAUUGUUCCAGGUGUAUCUUUGUUUGGAGCUUGUCAAUUUGGCAGCUGCAUUAGUUCAUAUCUACAAUGAUGGCUCAGUAUUAGUGUCACACGGAGGCACUGAGAUGGGACAAGGUAUUCAUACCAAAAUAACGCAGAUUGCCAGCCGUGAAUUGGGAAUACCUGUAUCAUACAUUCACAUCUGUGAAACCAGUACCACCUCUGUCCCCAAUACUAUUGCCACUGCUGCAACUGUUGGGACGGAUGUAAAUGGGAUGGCAGUUAAGGAUGCUUGUGAGAAACUUCUUAAACGACUUGAACCCAUUACCAGCAAAAAUCCUUCAGGUUCUUGGGAAAGUUGGGUAAAAGAAGCUCUUUUUCAAAGAAUAAGCCUUUCUGCCACGGGAUUUUUCAGGGGAUAUGAAACCUAUAUGGACUGGGAGAAAGGGGAGGGUCGGCCAUUUGAAUAUUGUGUUUAUGGGGCUGCCUGUUCGGAGGUGGAAGUGGACUGCCUAACGGGAGAUUAUAAGAACAUCAGAACAGACAUUAUAAUGGACACCGGUUGUAGCAUUAACCCAGCUGUGGAUGUAGGACAGAUUGAAGGAGCAUUUGUACAAGGUAUUGGGCUCUAUACAACAGAGGAACUAAAAUACUCUCCAGCUGGUGCUCUGUUAGCAUAUGGACCAGGAGAAUACAAGAUCCCUUCUGUAUAUGACAUUCCUAGAGAGUUCAAUGUGUCACUGCUUCCUUCAUCUCAGAACCCAAACGUUAUCUACUCCUCCAAGGGCAUUGGAGAGCCAGGCCUUUUCUUAGGUUCUGCUGUGUUCUUUGCAAUAAAGAAUGCUUUAUCAUCUGUCCGAAAGGAACGAGGCUUGUCUAGUACUUUUACACUAAACAGCCCUGCAACCCCAGAGAGGAUACGUCUGGCUUGUGGAGACAAGUUUAUUGAUAUGAUUAAAAUGGAUGAUCCUGCAACUUUCACCCCAUGGUCUAUUGAUGUAUGA
Nanorana parkeri is the source of this 1098-nucleotide messenger RNA. Its product is annotated as aldehyde oxidase 2-like. The coding region runs from base 1 to 1098 and encodes 365 amino acids. Lineage: Eukaryota; Metazoa; Chordata; Amphibia; Anura; Dicroglossidae. The record is from RefSeq and is a predicted model, not a curated record. The transcript is spliced from 10 exons. Gene Ontology annotation, molecular function: oxidoreductase activity; iron ion binding.